Molecule: messenger RNA, 1948 nt
Organism: Bombyx mori (domestic silkworm)
Lineage: Eukaryota; Metazoa; Arthropoda; Insecta; Lepidoptera; Bombycidae
Gene: ZnT86D
Product: zinc transporter 7
Exons: 3
Coding region: 410-1435 (341 amino acids)
Biological process (GO): intracellular zinc ion homeostasis; zinc ion import into Golgi lumen
Cellular component (GO): membrane; cytoplasmic vesicle; Golgi apparatus
Molecular function (GO): zinc ion transmembrane transporter activity
Source: RefSeq, a predicted model, not a curated record
CUGUAAAGUAUUUGGUUUUGUUCACUUGUAAAAAACUUGUAAAUUAUAGACAUGUCAUUUGACUUAACAUAGAUUUCAGUGAUUUGACAUUUUUGUAUUUUUUGACAAUGGCACACUGAUACCGUCAGCCGUCACGACAACUGAACAAUUUAAAGUUUUGUAAAAUUAAAUGAAAAUAUUAAUAGAUCAUGUAUAUUGCGACCUGAAAACUUCAAUGAAUACAUAAUCAACAUUAAUUUUAAAAAUAAUAUUAAAUCAGAUAUUCUGAUUAUUACAAUCGUCGAGGUUAUGUACCGAUCGUAAGGUACACGUAUACAGUGUGUAUUUUUUAAUUUUUGUGAUUUUUGAAUGAAUCGAUAUGAAAUGACGUGAGGUUUGUGACGAGACAAUAGGCAGUAUUGAAGAUACUAUGUUACCACUUAUACAGAAGGAUACACGGCCGUCCCGUGGUCCCAUCUCCGGGAUUAAAGAAAAGUUUCAAAAUUGGCUCCGGUUAAUUUAUUCCGAUAAGAAUUCAAGGAAUUUAUUCCUUUUCUUAUUACUAAAUUUAUCAUUUGCCUUCGUAGAGCUCUUUUAUGGAGUAUGGACAAACAGCUUAGGUCUUAUAUCAGAUGCAUUCCAUAUGUUUUUCGACUGCACGGGUCUGGUUGCCGGGUUGGCAGCUUCACUGGUAUCAAAAUGGAGGUCUAACGAAAGAUUCUCUUAUGGUUAUGCAAGAGCUGAAGUACUAGCUGGAUUUGUUAAUGGAUUAUUUCUUUUGUUUAUUGCAUUCUUCAUUAUGAGCGAAGCUGUUGAGAGAGCUAUAGAGCCACCAGAGGUAAAACAUGAGCGUUUGCUGGUUGUAUCGGUGCUCGGAUUCCUCGUGAACCUGGUGGGCAUAUACGCGUUCCACCACGGUCAUGGACACGGCCAUGGUCACUCCCACGGCGGGCACGGACAUUCGCACAACCACCACGGGCAUUCGCACGACGACGAAGUGCACACCGGUGCGGGUUCGGCCAUCAUGAGAGGGGUGUUCCUUCACGUUCUGGCCGACACCCUCGGCUCCGUCGGCGUCAUAGUGUCCGCCAUCCUCAUGCAGACGUUCGGAUGGAUGCGAGCCGAUCCGAUCUGUUCAAUGGCAAUCGCGCUUCUGAUCGCCGCGAGUGUCAUACCCCUAGUGCGGGACUCGGCCGGGGUGCUCAUGCAACGGACUCCGACCUCUCUGGAGCGCGCGUUGCCCAGUCUCUACACGCGCGUCGUGGGCCUGGCCGGCGUGCAUGCUGUCCAGGAACCGCACUUUUGGACUCUUUGCAGUGAAAUUCACGUUGGUGCCAUGAAGCUCGAGGUGGCCCGCGAGGUGGACCCCCGAUACGUGACGGACCAGGUCGCGAGGAUCUUCAGGGAAGCCGGCGUCAAACAUCUCACCGUACAACUAGACUAUUCUCCCCUUUGAUAAGACUAACCGAUCACAAAUCUUAUUUAGGUUUUAAUGCUAGAGAGAACUGGCGUGGAUUCCGUACGUUCCUAGAUACCGUGAGAUUGAUACGAGUGAAAAUUGACGCAGUUAGUAAAUAUCACAGAGUUUGCGCUGUUUUAGAUGCAUUUCAAAGUCCACACAGUGGGCUUUAUUGUAUAUAAGGAGAAUAAAUUAUGUCAAUAUAGAAAUAAUAUAAUGUGGUGCAAUCUGUACUAAUUUAAUGUGAACAGUUUUUACAAAUAAAUUACGUGGAAGCCAUACAACAGUAUUGGUAUAACAUACUUAAUGAAAUUCCUCUUAUACUUAUAAAAAUUAUAUUGUCCGUUACAAAAGAAAAUUUUAUUUUUAUAUGUAAUGUUUUAUUUUCUUACUUCUUAUUUAUAUAUUUAUAUUUUUUUACAUUCCGUCUUUAAUAAUAUAUGAUAUUUUGUGAUUUGGUUGUCCUGCGAUUAAUAUUAAAAUAUAUAAAUACAACUUUUUUAUCAUACA